ACGUUAAUCGUCUGGAUUUGACAUUUGAUUUGUGUGUGUUAUGAUAGUUAACACAUUCAUAUGUUAAACCGUAACUUGAUUAAGUAUCUUCCUUAGCUAACUAGCGAGUGACUAUCUACCAAACAUUAACCUGAUGUUGGCUACUUGCUGCGUAUGUCAAGCUAGAUGCGUACAUUUUCAUUGAGGCAUGCAUUUGGCGUACUGUUGCCCUCGACCUGCAUUUCCUUUCUUGCCAAAAUAUUUGACCAGCUCAGUUUGCUACCAAUCAUCAAAGAGUGUGCAUUUUCCUUUGCCAUGAUAGUCAAUUAAAGGAAUGCAUUUGUCAGAGUAAGAAACUAAGUAAAAUUUAAAGGUAGAACAUGAAAGGCAUUUUUUUAGGGGCAAUGUUCAAUACUUGAUAAAUAAGUCAACAGUGCAUGCUGGAAUGAGUUGGCAGUUUUUUUGUUAUACAGAUGGUCAAAUGUUAAAAUCUACAUGUUACAUUUCAUGAGGUGUUUGUUGAUAGUGUGUGGCCUCUGUAUUUGCCCUUUUGCCUUAGUGAAUUGCAUGCCCAAACCUCCCCAUUAGGCUAGAUGGUGCUGUUGUUUCAGUUAUAGAUUUAGUUGAUCCUGUGCUUGGUAAACUGUUCUUUAAAACGUAUUUAAUGCUCUUUAGAUCAAUAUGGUUGUUACUAAGAUACGUGUAUGCUAGAAUUUAGAAUACCUAGUUUGCACUGUUGGUCAUUGUUUAAUUUCAUACAUUUACAUUUACAUUUAAGUCAUUUAGCAGACGCUCUUAUCCAGAGCGACUUACAAAUUGGUGCAUUCACCUUAUGACAUCCAUUCUGCACUGAAAUAUAGUACCAGUCAAAAGUGUGGACACCUUCUCAUUCAAGGGUUUUCUUUAUUUGUAUUAUUUUCUACAUUGUAGAAUAAUAGUGAAGACAUCAAACUAUGAAAUAACACAUGUAGAAUCAUGUAGUAACCAAAACCGUGUAAAACAAAUCACCUGGAAUGCAUUUCAAUUAACAGGUGUGCUUUAAGUUGAUUUGUGGAAUUUCUUUCCUUAAUGCGUUUGAGCCAAUCAGUUGUGUUGUGACAAGGUAGGGGUGGUAUACAGAAGAUAGCCCUAUUUGGUAAAAGACCAAGUCCAUAGUAUGGCAAGAACAGCUCAAAUAAGCAAAGAGAAAUGACAGUCCAUCAUUCGUUUAAGACAUGAAGGUCAGUCAAUCUGGAAAAUGUCAAGAACUUUGAAAGUUUCUUCAAGUGCAGUCACAAAAACCAUCAAGUGCUAUGAUGAAACUGGCUCUCAUGAAGACCACCACAGGAAAGGAAGACCCAGAGUUACCUCUGCUGCAGAGGAUACGUUUAGAGUUAUCAGCCUCAGAAAUUUCAGCCCAAAUAAAUGCUUCACCGAGUUCAAGUAACAGACACAUCUCAACAUCAACUGUUCAGAGGAGACUGUGAAUCAGGCCUUCAUGGUCGAAUUGCUGCAAAGAAACCACUACUAAAGGACACCAAUAAGAAGGAGAGACUUGCUUGGGACAAGAAACAUGAGCAAUGGACAUUCGACCGGUGAAAAUCUGUCCUUCGGUCUAAUGAGUCUAAAUUUGAGAUUUUUGGAUUCCAACCGCCGUGUCUUUGUGAGACGCAGAAUAGGUGAACGGGUGAUAUCCGCAUGUGUAGUUCCCACCGUGAAGCAUGGAGGAGGAGGUGGGAUGGUGUAGGGAUGCUUUUCUGGUUACACUGUGAUUUAUUUAGAAUUCAAGGCACACUUAACCAGCAGGGCUACCACAGCAUUCUGCUGCGAUACGCCAUCCCAUCUGGUUUGUGCUUAGUAGGACUAUUAUUUGGUUUUCAACAGGACAAUGACACACCACACCUCCAGGCUGUGUAAGGGAUAUUUGACCAAGGAGAGUGAUGGAGUGCUGCAUCAGAUAACCUGGCCUCCACAAUCACCCAACCUCAACUCAAUUGAGAUGGUUUGGGAUGAGUUGGACCGCAGAGUGAAGGAAAAGCAGCCAACAAGUGCUCAGCACAUGUGGGAACUCCCUUCAAGACUGUUGGAAAAGCAUUCCAGGUGAAGCUGGUUGAGAGAAUGCCAAGAGUGUGCAAAGCUGUCAUCAAGGCAAAGGGUGGCUACUUUGAAGAAUCUCAAAUAAAAAAUAUAUUUAGAUUUGUUUAACACUUUUUUUUGGUUACUACAUAAUUCCAUAUGUGUUAUUUAAUAGUUUUGAUGUCUAUUAUUCUACAAUGUAAAAAUAAAGACAACCCCUUGAAUGAGUAGGUGUGUCCAAACUUUUGACUGGUACUGUAUAUAUUUUAUUUUUCAUUAUUGACCAGGAUGCUGGGACUUUUACAAAUACUUUCUAUAUAAUUCUAGAUAUCUUGUAGCCUAAUUUCCUUUGUAUAGUUUCAAAACUCUGUAGUGUUUGUAGUUUUCCCUUUCAGUCUCUCAUUUAUUCACCCUCCUUCUUCUGGGCUCGUAGGUGUUUUGACUCUGGGACGGUUAUUGUGUGAAGCAGCUUCAUAGUAGAUCUCAAUCCAGACUUUGAAAUUCCUAUCUUUGUUUAAUUCACCUGAUUGUGGUUAGUAGCUUGGAUAGGUUAUUUUUUGGCACUGAUAGCACCAACUAUCAAAUGUUUGUUUUGAUCAAAGAGCAAAUCCGGUGGUUACUAGGCUUUGAGUUUAUCUGAUGGAUAUCGCUGAGGUGCUUAAUUUUUGUCACUGUGUCUCUUGUAUGGCGUACUACAAUCUUCAUGCUGAGUGAUCUGCAUAUCAAAAUCCUCUUAUAAUGCUAAUUGCUGUCCUGCAUCUUUCCUUUCUCUGGGCCUAUGAAAUGGUUCCGUGGUUAGGCUAAUCAUUUGGGGAUCGGGGACAUAGGCUAGCCCUAUAUCUUUGCCUUCACACACACUCAUGUCACACUUCACUGACCCAGUCACUGACCCAGUAGGCCUAGCUCCUGAAGAUGAGCGUCUUUACCUCAAUAGGUUGCUACUAAUCAAAUUGUAUUUGUCACAUUUAUUUUAUUUAACCUUUAUGUAACUAGGCAAGUCAGUUAAGAAUAAAUGCUUAUUUUAGAAUGACGGACUACCCUGGCCAAACCCUCCCCUAACCCAGACGACGCUGGGCCAAUUGUGCACCGCCCUAUGGGACUCCCGAUCAUGGCCCGGGAUUGAACCAGGGUCUGUAAUGACGCCUCUAGCACUGGAUGCAGUGCCUUCGACCGCUACGCCACUCGGGAGCCUACAUGCGCCGAAUACAACAGGUGUAGACCUUAACGUGAAAUGCUUACUUACAAGCCCUUAACCAACCAUGCAGUUCAAGAAAGAGUUAAGAAAAGAUUUACUAAAUAAACAAAAGUCACACAAUAAACUAAAAGUAACACAAUACAUAACAAUAAUGAGACUAUAUACAGGAAGUACCGGUACUGAGUCAAUGUGCGGGGGUACAGGUUAGUUUGUACAUGUAUGUAAGGGUAAAGUGACUAUGCAUAGUUAAUAAACAGCGAGUAGCAGUAGUGUAAAAACAAAGGGGGGGUGUCAUCAAAUGGCCACCCGGACUAUUUUUAUUGAGUUGUUCAGCAGUCUUAUGGCUUGGGGGUAGAAGCUGUUAAGGAGCUUUUUGGACCGAGACUUGGCACUCCGGUACCACUUCCCGUGUGGUAGCAGAGAGAACAGUCUAUGACUUGGGUGACUGGAGUCUUUGACAAUUCUUUUGGGCCUUCCUCUGACGUCGCCUAGUAUAUAGGUCCUGGAUGGCAGGAAGCUUGGCCCCAGUGAUGUACUGGGCUGUACGCACUACCCUCCGUUGUGCCUUACUAUUAUGGUCGCCAUUUUGGAAUUGAUCUCAGGGAGUUAAAUGUCCAAUGCAGUCAUUUUUAUCUCAAAUAAUUUAUGGGUAACAAUUAUGUACCUUACAGUGAUUGUUUUCAAUUUAAAUAGUAAAAAAAGAAACGCAAAGAACCAUUUCUCAAGCAAUAAUUUUUAUAGAAGUGUCUGAGUGGGGAGGGGGAAAACUAAAAACUAGCUGUUUUUGGCAUCUACUUACCUAGAUUAACUCAUGGAUACCAUUUGUAUGUCUCUGAGUGCAGUUUAAAGGAGGUUGCUAACUAGAGUUAGCGCAAUGACUAGAAGUCUAUGAUAACUGCUAGCAUGCUACAGUAGUAGAUACCAUAGACUUCCAGUCAUUGCUCUAAUGCUAGUUAGCAUUGGUUUGCGAAACUACCUCUAACUUCCUCCAUUCUGGAUGCAGAGACAUGGUGACUAUGAUGUCAUCUGACUCUGGGGAAGUAGAUAAAGGGCUUCAUUGCCAAAAUCCUGAAGUAUCCCUGUAAUUAAUUCAGAGUGGCUGUGGGUCCAACUGUCGGCAAGUGAAGUCAGGGGAUAUGAAUCUGCGAUAGCCGAAAGUCGGACACUAUAGUGUUUUUUCAACAGCAAGGCUCAGAUCAACAUUGUUUAUACAAGUUUUUCUUUAUAAAUGUCAAAAUAAAAUUUUCUAGACCCCCAUAUCACAAACUGAAAACCUAACGUGUAAAAUGAAUUGGCUAAAGAGAUCUCAUAUCACUUUCAUUUGUAUCCCCUGUACCUUUAUUUAGUAUCGCAGAAAAGUUGGUUCCUGUUUCAGUCACAUCUUUGGCCACGUUCUCGUGGGUCAAACAAGAACACCCCAAAUGAUUGGUUGACAAAUAGUGCCUCCCACAAUGCAGGUGAUGGCUGCAUGGUGCAGUUGGCGAGAAGACACUUUUGAUCACAUGAUUUUUGUGUAGUUCAUGCAGUCGACAUGUAGUGGCCACUUUCUUUUUUAUACCCAUAACGCAACACACUUUGAAAGGCGGAGACCAACGUUGGUCAACGUCUUGACAAAAGUGACCGGCUCGAACGUGCCCCUUUGCGGAGAAUAGGCUACUAGGGUGAAGUUAGAUCAAGCUCACUCAAUGUCUGCAAGAUCAUAUAACAGAACCGAAAUGUAAUGGCACAAUGUAAUGUUACUGUAAGACAAAAACACAAUUUGUUUUUCUCAUGAGGCCAAAACUCAACCAUGUGCGUCUCUAGGCAAAAUACACAGGUAGGCUAUGCUACAGUUUAACAACAUGUUCUCUAAAAUUCGCUCAGUGUACAUCAUUCAAAAUAACACUAUAUAACUCAAGAUCAAAAUGCAAAUCCCCAUUAAACUGAUUGAGAUCUGAUGGUUGGUUACUAUGGGUAAAACUUGAAGAAUUAUCAUUCACAUUUAAAUGCUAUUGUGUUUUUGUCUUACGGUAACGUUGUGCUAUUAUAUUUGGUUCUGUUAUGUAGAAUAUUGUAAGAUCUUUCAGACAUUGAUUCAGCUUGAUCUAACUUUAUUAAACGAGCACCAUUCGCCUGAGUAGCCUGUUCUCUGCAUGUAGAGAAUUUAUUAGGUACACCACACCGUUCACGAAAAUGGUUCGCUCCUACAGAAAGUGAGUCUCGUGGCCGUGGCUUGCUAUAUAAAGCGGGCAUCAAGGCAAUCAGUUACUGUUUGAUUGAAUGUUAGAAUGGGCAAAACAAGUGAUCUCAGUGACUUUGAGCGUGGUAUGAACGUAGGUGCCAGGCGCGCCAGUUCCAGUAUCUCAGAAACGGGGCUUUUCAUGUACGACAGUGUCUAGGGUUUACAGAGAAUGGUGUGACAAACAUCCAGUCAGCGGUGGUCCUGUGGACGAAAACAGCUCGUUGAUGAGAGGUCGUAGGACAAUGGCAAGAAUCGUGCAAGCCAGCAGGCGGACCACAAACAGGCAAAUAACGGUGCAGUACAAUGGUGGUGUGCAGAACCCAUAUCUCGUUGGCCCUUGUCACGAAUGGGCUAUUGCAGCAGACGACCACACCGGGUCCGACUCCUAUCAGCUAAAAAACAAGAAGCAGCUCCAGUGGGCACGCAGUCACCAAUACCUGACAAUUGAGGAGUGGAAAAACAUUGCCUAGUUUGACGAAUCCAGGUUCCUGUUGCAUCAUGCUGAUGGCAGAGUCAGGAUUUAGCGUAAGCUGCAAGAGUGCAUGGCUCCACCCUGCCUGGUGUCAACGGUACAGGCUGGUGGCAGUGGUGUAAUGGUGUGGGGAAUGUUUUCCUGGCACACGUUAGGUCCCUUGAUACCAACUGAGCAAUGCUUCAUUGCCCGGAGAAUUCAAGAUGUUCUGGAGACAAAGGUGGUUCUGGCCCGGUACUAGUGUACUUAAUAAACUGGCUACUGAGUGUGCACAUACGCAGAACGUGAUCCGCACAUGCACAGAGUCUUCGGGAAGCUCUGGAUGUUUUAGUCGGUAGACUAAAGAAAAUACACAUCACAACAAGACGACACACCAAAACAUUACAUAAAGAGAGACCUAAGACAGCAAUAUAGCAUGACAGCAACACAUGGCAACAUGGUAAUAACACAACAUGGCAGCAACACAACUUCGUAGCAGCACAAUACAUGGUGCAAACAUUGUUGUGAUGUCCCCAGGCAGGCCAAAACUCCAUCCCUUCAAAACAGGCUGACAUUUCAGGUGUUUCUUUCAAACAGCUCUUACACUAAAAGGGCAUUUUCAUAGUUUUUACAAUUUCACAGUAUUAUUUCCGACUGUUUGUGUGUAUGUGUAUAUAUAUUAAUAUAUCACAGGAUUUUUUAUUUUUUUUUAUUGCAUAUCCAAUGAUUUGUUCCUCACAACUUUUAUAGAUUUCUCAGAUACAAUUUAAAGGGGGAUUUCAUAGGUUUGAAGAACCUCAAUUGACAUAAAAUUCAUUACUUCAUUAUUCUUUAGACUUUUUUUCAGACACAUAAUCUGGUGACUCAAAAUGAGACAUUUUGGAAAGUGUGUGAUCCCUCUUUGAACAGUGUCUGCGAGUGCAUGCAAAAUGUCUCUGUGUGAAGCUGAUCACUGCUUUUUGUCUGGGUCUCACUUACUGUCACUGCUGUCUUACUUCAUCUCACCUCUCUCUCUUUCCUCAUUGGAUGGGACUUUGCUGGGGUCUGCCAAUCACAUUAGGAGCUUGAUGAGUUGGCUGAUGACCGUAUGGCCCUGGUCUCAGGGAUUAGUCUGGACCCAGAAGCUGCCGUCGGAGUCACCAAGAGACUCCCGCCCAAGUGGGUAGAUGGGGUCGUUGAGAUUCAGUAUGAAAUCACACGGGUCCAGCAGAAAAUGAAGGAGCUGGCCGCCCUACAUGACAAGCACAUGAACCGUCCUACCCUCGAUGACAGCAGUGAAGAGGAGCAUGCCAUAGAGAUCACCACUCAGGAGAUCACACAGAUGUUCCACCGGUGUCAGCGUGCAGUGACAGGUCUGCAGACUCGCUGUGGCCACUGCACAGAGCAGGAGGAGAGGCUGCUGAGAAAUGUGGUGUCCUCAUUGGCAGGGAGCCUGCAAGAGCUGUCCACCAACUUCAGACACACGCAGUCCAGCUAUCUAAAGCGCAUGAAGAAUCGUGAGGAGAGAUCCAAACACUUUUUUGACUCUGGUCCUCUAAUGGAGGAGGAUGAAGACCUGGCACAAUAUGAAAUGGGGUUUACAGAUGACCAGCUGGUCCUGGUAGAGCAGAACACAGUGAUGGUGGAGGAACGUGAGAGAGAGGUCCGACAGAUAGUCCAGUCCAUCACUGACCUGAAUGAGAUUUUCCGAGACCUGGCAGGAAUGGUGGUGGAACAGGGCACAGUACUUGACAGAAUUGACUUCAAUGUGGAGCAAUCGUGUGUCAAAACAGACGAGGGGUUAAAACAGUUACAAAAGGCUGAACAGUAUCAAAAGAAAAACCGAAAGAUGCUGGUCAUUUUAAUUCUUACUGUUAUAGUUGUUGUUCUAAUACUUAUUCUAUUUGGGACCAAGUUCUAGUGAUGCAUUCCUUUGCUUUUGGUAUGUGUGUGUGUAUGUUUGGUGUGCUUGUGUGAGGGGUGUCUUAUCAGUAUCGUUUAAAGUACAAUCUGUCCAACUUUCCAAUCAACAUCUGAAGAAUCAUCCUUCCCGAAUCUCUCUCUGUAUGGCUCAUGAAGAUGUAUUGAAUGCAUGAUCCCUAAGAGAGAGGACAGCCAGGGAGUUCCUAUUUCACAUUGCAACUGGCCUGCACACAUGGCCACUGUCCGCCCCAAUACCCUCUUAAACAUGACCGUACCCUCCAUCUGUCAUGGUUCCUGCUGCAAACAAACACAGAAAAAAACACUCCUUAAAUUCCCUUGUCGAAGACUACUGAUUAAUUGUCAUGGCCACACAUUUUGCUUGUUUUUCAAGCAAAUAAGUGGUUUGCUUGUGUGAGCGUAAGCAUCAUAUGUCCAGUUUUAUUGUAAGCUAUAGCUGUAAGCCCUACCCUCCAAUGUAUGUUUUCAAGAGAAGAAUCCUGACAACUCAACUAGAUGAAUAUUGAAUGUCUAUGAACAAGGAACAUUUGUGUCUCAUUUGUGGUGAUGCUACACGACCCUGGUCAUUCUUUUUGCAUUAGAUUUUUCACUUUAUCAUGGUUACUUUUUUAGAGCGAGAAAUGACUAGGUUUGCGUGUCUCUCAGUGGCUGAAAAACUACAAUAGCUGAUUAAUUGAAUACCAAAAACAACCUUUUGGAUUAAGAGCUGUAGUUGACCAUCCUAAAUUCAUGUCUCUGUACCAAGAGUAGUCUUUAAUGAAUUUGCACAUUUAGAUCACUUGAUGACUGCUUUCUUUUGUUUCAUGACCCUCUAUUGUCCGAUAUCUCUAACUAACACAUCAGUUCAGUUUAUUCUUGUCUUUUAUCCCUCAGUUUGCACAUAUCGAAAGACUGAUGAGUUUGGUUUCAUGGCUGUGAAACGGUCUCCUGUAUAAUAUGAAAUUAUAAUUAUUUAUUUUGAAUUUAAAUUGUAUAAAAGUUCCAACGUUUUUUGUCUAAUAUGACAAAUGUAUUGAGUAGCCUACAUUGUGUCUAUGGCCUAAAGUAUGGGGAUGAAAAUCGUGAAAUUGUGAUCAAGCCUUGAUCUCAGAAAUGACUUUGCCCAUUCCACUACAAAAUCAAUUAAAAAUUGAGUACCUUUUUCUCACACUGCUAUGUUUCUUAUGAAUCAUUUUACUUUUUUGGGGGAAAAUGUGUUACUUUGUUUGAGCAGCUUUUGAAAGCAAAAGUCUAAUUUAAAACAGUAUUGAUUGUUGAAUUCGAUUUUCAUAAUAGCAAGCUAGGACUGAUGGUUUGGUUAGCAAGUCUGUUUGGAAACCACGGCAACUACUGUCGCUAUCUAGUAAACACACAUUGAACACGUCUAGUGGCUAAUGUGUUAAAUUACAGCCAUGGUAUGAAAGAGAUAAUCAUCUCCAGGCUCUAUGCGUUCUCUGGAAAAUAAUGCAAUGCAACUCCGUUAAAAGGGCAGUUGCACUUCGCUGGCACGUCGUUUAUUAUUUCGCAUAGAACUCAUAGCCCCUCCGUUGAUUAUUCCUUACAUCAUAUUUGGUUAUACACACACUUCAAUGAUAAAUCAGCAUUGUUCAUGUUGUGAUGGGUUGUGUGGAAAACCCCCUGCUAUAUCCUUGUGGUAUAUUAGUGUAACAGGGUUGGUUAUGUUUCCACUUGCCUCUAAAGAAAUAUAUAUUUGAUGUUCAAGCAUUCUUAUUGGUUAGUUCAACUCUGAUGACAAUAAGGGGUGUUGUGAUUGGCCCCACUUGCAGAUAGGGGGAGAUCGCGAACGUCAGGUCUUCCCAGUAUGAAAAUGUGAUGCAAGGGAUUUUGUCAUCGACAGCCAUCAACACUGUUAAGCCCUGCACAACUAACGUGCUGUUUCCCAUUUAACAACAGCAUAAAUAAAUGAUGCUCAACUGGGACCA
Messenger RNA from Salvelinus fontinalis (brook trout), 9743 nucleotides. Its product is annotated as syntaxin-16-like. The record is from RefSeq and is a predicted model, not a curated record. The coding region runs from base 6989 to 7801 and encodes 270 amino acids. The transcript has 8 exons. Gene Ontology annotation, molecular function: SNAP receptor activity; SNARE binding. Gene Ontology annotation, cellular component: SNARE complex; membrane; endomembrane system. Lineage: Eukaryota; Metazoa; Chordata; Actinopteri; Salmoniformes; Salmonidae. Gene Ontology annotation, biological process: vesicle fusion; intracellular protein transport; vesicle-mediated transport.